Insectozyma verbasci is the source of this 4899-nucleotide messenger RNA. NCBI's taxonomy places the organism in Eukaryota, Fungi, Ascomycota, Pichiomycetes, Serinales, Debaryomycetaceae. The record is from the annotation of a GenBank genome assembly.
AUGCCAACUAUUGAUGGUGGCCAUGUAAACAAUAAUAAUGAUGAUGAUGAUAAUAAUAAUAAUAUACCGUUGAGAGAAAGAAGCAUUGAUAAUAUAUAUAGAACAGUUUCACAAGAAAGUAAACAACAACCGCCACCAAGUAAUUCAUCUUCAUCAUUUAAAAAACCAUUUAAACUUCAUGAUAAUCAUGAUGAAUCUGCAAGAACAAUUGGUAAUCCAUUGUCAUUUUAUAGUCCUUAUCAAGACUCACGAGAAUCAAGAUAUGGUGCUGAUGAAGAAAGAAUUCAUGAUGCUCAAGUUGAAAAUACACUGAAUACAAAAUACGAUCAUCGUCCAAAUACUGGUGAUAGAAGAAGAUCUAUAUUACCAACUUUUUUCAAUCGUAAUAGAAAGAAAAAAACUGGUGGUCAACUUUCAAAUUUAAAUCUUGUUGAUCAAGAUUCUGAAUUAGCUGCUAGUGAAAGAGCUUCAAAAUUAAUUACAAGUUUAAGUAUAGGUAGUCCAUCAAUUAAUAUUAUGGCUUCAUGUUUAAUGAGAGAUGAUGGUGGUAUAUCAAGAGCUCCUUUGUUAUUAUCAUUAUUAGGUUUAAAAGUAACUCCCAUUCAAUUGGAAGGUGGUAAAAAAACAACAAAAUUUUUAAUUCAUUUAGAAUAUGGUUUAGGUGAUCAUAGAAUGAAAUGGAUUAUAGAAAGAAAUGUUGCUGAUUUAAUGACUUUACAUUCAACUGUUAAAUGGAAGUUAAAAAAGAAACAAUUUAGUAAAAAUCCUCAAAUGCCAAAAUUUCCCAAUCCAUUUGGUAUAACUGAUGAUCGAAAAAGAAAAGUUUUGGAUUAUAUUGCUGAAAAUAAUUUAGAACAACAACAACAAAAUGAUCAACCACCUCCGACUUCAUCAAUUGAUAAUCAUUCAAUUGGUUCCGGCCAAUUAUCAAGAGUUAGACUGCGUUUAGGAAGUAUAGCAUCAAUAGGAUCUUUUGAUAAAAUACAUCAUGAAAAAAAACAUAGAAGAAAUAUUUAUUAUAUACCAGAGGUUGAAAUGUAUUUAAAAGAUUUAAUUGAAUUAUUAUUUUUAGGUCCAAUUUCAAAUUUAUUAUUUGUAUUUUUUGAAUUAUCACCAUUAUCAGCUUUAUUGAGUUAUGAAUCUGGUUUUCAAGGUAAACAAGGUCCUGUUCAUAUUAGUGGAUCAGCUAGUUCUCAAGGUUGGAGAGUUGGUCAUUUUAAAGCAAAUGAUUUAAAAGGAAUUUAUGAUAGAAGAACUGAAAAAUGGUUAUUAGUCAGAAAUUCUUAUGUUAUGCAUGUUUCAGAUAUUAAUUCAACUACUCCAUUAGAAGUAUUUUUAGUUGAUUCAAAAUUUAAAAUUUCAGUUAAAGCAGAAUAUAAAGAUGAUGAAAUUCAUGAUGAACAAACUUUAAAAAAACUUUCUGAUAAAUUAGAAGAAACGACUCAAAAAAUUUUUCCACAUUUAAAAAUUACUCUAGAAAAUGCUGAAAGAAAAUUAGUAAUUAGUCCAAAGACACCUAGAGAACAUAAUUUAUGGUAUGAAUCAUUAAUCAAAAUGAAAGAUUCUGCAAUUUGGUCUCAACCAAAUAGAUUUAAUUCAUUUGCUCCAAUUAGAACAAAUUGCUUUGCUCAAUGGUUUGUAGAUGGUAGAGAUUAUUUUUGGGCUGUAUCAACAGCUUUAGAAAUGGCAAAAGAUGUAAUUUUCAUUCAUGAUUGGUGGCUUUCACCUGAAUUAUAUUUAAGAAGACCAGCAAAUGGAAAUCAACAAUAUAGAAUUGAUAGGUUAUUACAAAGAAAAGCUCAGGAGGGAGUUAAAAUCUAUAUAAUAAUUUAUAGAAAUGUGGGGACAACUGUUGCAACUGAUUCAUUAUACACAAAACAUUCAAUGUUAUCAUUAAAUGAAAAGAAUAUACAUGUUAUUCGUUCACCAAAUCAAUUAUUACAAAAUACAUAUUUUUGGGCUCAUCAUGAAAAAUUAUGUAUAAUUGAUCAAACUUAUGCAUUUUUAGGUGGUAUUGAUUUAUGUUAUGGAAGAUAUGAUACUCCAGAUCAUGCAUUAACUGAUGAUUCAGACUUAACAUUUGAUAAAUUAAAUAAGAAUACAGUUUUAGAUGUUAAAACUUUUGCUGAAUUUCAAACUUUCCCAGGAAAAGAUUAUUCAAAUCCAAGAGUACAAGAUUUUGUUGAAUUAGAUAAACCUUAUGAUUCAAUGUAUAAUAGAAAAAUAACACCAAGAAUGCCAUGGCAUGAUGUUCAUAUGUAUACAUGUGGUAAAAUAGCAAGAGAUUUAUCAAGACAUUUUGUUCAGAGAUGGAAUUAUUUAUUAAGACAAAAAAGACCAAGUAGAUUUACUCCAUUAUUAAUUCCGCCACCUGAUUUUACUGAUGAAGAAGCAAUUAAUCAUAAAAUGAAUGGAACUUGUGAAGUACAAUUAUUAAGAUCUUCAGGCAAUUGGUCUUUAGGUUUACAAGAACAUGAACAGAGUAUUCAAAAUGCAUAUUUAAAAUUAAUUGAAACUUCUGAACAUUUUGUUUAUAUUGAAAAUCAAUUUUUUAUAACUUCAUGUUUUAUUGAUGGAAUUGAAAUUAAAAAUAGACUUGGUGAUGCUUUAGUUGAUAGAAUCAUACGUGCACAUCAAGAAAGAACUGAAUGGAAAGCUAUAAUUGUUAUUCCAUUAAUGCCUGGAUUCCCAGCUCAAGUUGAUGAAGCUGAAGGGUCAUCAGUUAGAGUUAUUAUGCAAUGUCAAUAUAUGUCAAUAUCAAGAGGUGAAACAUCAAUUUUUGCAAAAUUAAGAAAAAAGGGCAUUGACCCUGAUGAUUAUAUACAAUUUUUUUCAUUAAGAAAAUGGGGUAGAAUUGGACCUUCAAGAUUAUUAACAACUGAACAAUUAUAUAUUCAUGCAAAAACAAUGAUUGUUGAUGAUCGUGCUGCAAUUAUAGGUAGUGCAAAUAUAAAUGAACGUUCAAUGAGAGGUGCUAGAGAUUCAGAAGUUGCUGCAAUUGUUAGAGAUACUGAAAUGAUUUCAACAAGAAUGAAUGGAAAACCUUUUAAAGCUGCAAAAUUUGCACAUACUUUAAGAAUGAGAUUAAUGAGAGAACAUUUAGGUAUUAGUAUCGAUAUUUUAGAUAUUGUAGAACGAAGAUUUCAAAGAUUUGAAAAUUUUGCAAAUACAAAAGAAGGUGAACAAUUUGCAACAAACAAUUUUAAAAAUAAGGAGUAUAAAAUUUUAUCAUCAAUGGUUGAAAUUGCAACUAGAGAUGUUUUAAAACAGCCAAAUGGUAGUUCAAGAUGGAAAAAUUUCAAGGACAAUAUUUCGAAAUUUGAUCUUGAAAUUUCUAAAAUUAAUUUUGAAGAAGAAAAUAAAAAUUUACCAGAACCAUUAUUUUUACCCGUUUCUUUUAAUAAUAGAACUGGACCAUUUGAAGCAAAUAAAGGAAUUCGUGAUAAGAAAAAACAUUCGUAUGAUUCAAGAGUUCAAAAUAGUGAAGUUCAUAAAAGAGAUGUUAAAGGUGAUGGAAUUGAUAAAUUUAAAUCUCCAUUAGCUAAAGAAGCAAGAAUCUCAAGUGCAAAAUUUUUAAAAGAAUUAAGUUUAAAAACAAUGGAAUCAGAAACAACUAUACCCAAAGCUUUUUUACCUAAUUUAGAUGCUGUUUUAGAUUUUUUAAAUUCUGAUGAUCAUGAUUUGAUUGAUAAAAUGGAUGAAAAAACUGAAGAAAUAAUAAAUGAAAGAAAUAAAGAAAGAUGGUUAUUAUUGAAAAAAAUUUCAUAUUUACAAAGAAUAGCUGCAAAAGAAGCACAAUCAAUUGAAGAAGAAAAUAGGAAAAGAUCAGGAUCAAGAAACUCACCACCAAUAGGAAAUAACGUUUCUUUUGAUUCAAAUUCAUCACCAACAGCAACUAAUUCAAAUGAAUUAAAUAAUUCUUCAGAUGGGAUAGGUACUGAUUUUAAAGAUAAGUAUCCAACUAUUUCAUUAAAUGAUCAAGCUGCCAAGGAUUUAAUUUCAAGUAUUACAACUCCAGAAGCUAAAGUUUCAUCAUUUAUUGAUCCUUAUGAAUUUGAAGAUCCAGUAAAUCCAAUAUUUUAUGAAUUUUUAUGGAAUGAAUUUGCUCGAAGAAAUACUGAAAUUUUUAGAAUGGUAUUUCAUUGUCAACCUGAUGAUAAUGUUGGUAGAUGGUCUGAAUAUACUCAUUAUACUAAAUUACAAAGUAAAUUUAUGAAAUCCCAAGCUUCAGAAAUUAAAAAAAGUACAACACAACCGGUUAGUAGAAAUUCAGAAGAAACGAGUGAAAAGACAAUCAAUAAUACUGGAACUUCUCAACAAUUUAAAUCUAAGAAUGAAAAUGAAGCAUCAUUGGAAAAAAAUGAACAAUCUAGAUUUGCAAAUAAUUCAAAAAUACAUUAUUCUGAUGAGGAUGAAGAAAGUGAUGUUGGAGUAUUGGGUAAAGUUCCACAAAGAAAAGAACAACAAACCCAAGAACAACAACAACAUGGUCACGAAAAAUUGAGAACAAAGUUGCAGAGAAGAGUAAGUACGUUGGCUGGUAUAACUGAACACCCUGAUGGAAAUUUAAAUGAAGAAGAAGAAUCAGAUAACAAAGAGAAUGAGAAGGAAGAUGAAAAUAAUCAAGAGGAGUAUAAGAAAGAAGAGAAAGCAAAACCUAAAUCAAAUACAACUAAUCAUUAUACUAGAAUUAGAAAAAAUAGAGCUGGGGCUGCUUUAACUAGAAGAAGAAUGCAAAGUGGUGAUGCUAUAUAUGAUAAACAAACAUCAGAAAAAUUAUUACAAUCUAUUCAAGGUCACCUUGUUUAUUUCCCUGCUGAAUGGUUAGAUGUUGAAUUGGAAAAUAACAAUUGGUUUUACAAUACUGAUAGAUUACCACCAAUGGAAAUAUAUGAUUAG